AUGUCAAAGUACCCAGACUACCUCUCACCAACGGCGACGCAAGGUCAAAAGUCGCGUGCACGACGCGAGCCAUCUGGAGUAUUCUCGCUGUUCCAAGCGCCGCAGGUACAGCAGUUCAAGGAAGCAUUUCAGUUGAUCGACCACGACAAAGACGGAUGGGUGAAUGAGAGUGAUUUGAAGGAGAUCUUUACGAGUCUAGGGAUCUCGCCUUCAAAGAGGAUGAUGGAUGAUCUUCUAAGUGCACGACCUGGAAGCCAUAACAAGUCAACCUCUUCCGAGGACGGACGAGGGAUCAACUUUACGAUGUUCCUGACGAUGAUGAGUGAGCGAUUGUUUGAGUUUGACACGGAGGCGGAGCUUGUAGAAGCGUUCGAGUCAUUUGACGAGGGUGACACGGGAGUUGUGAAAGUAGAAGAGAUGAAGAAGUGGUUGAGUGAGGUUGGAGAUAGAAUGGAGGUGCACGAGAUGGACAGAUUUCUCAAAGGACCGUUUACGGAUAGACAAGGGAACUUUAACUAUCGGGAGUGGGUCAAGGUUGUAAGAGUGAAUGGCGCGGAGUGA
Messenger RNA from Laccaria bicolor S238N-H82, 561 nucleotides. RefSeq names its product calcium-binding EF-hand domain-containing protein. Gene Ontology annotation, molecular function: cytoskeletal motor regulator activity; myosin heavy chain binding; calcium ion binding. Gene Ontology annotation, biological process: mitotic cytokinesis; actomyosin structure organization. Bases 1 to 561 code for a protein of 186 amino acids. The record is from RefSeq and is a predicted model, not a curated record. NCBI's taxonomy places the organism in Eukaryota, Fungi, Basidiomycota, Agaricomycetes, Agaricales, Hydnangiaceae. Gene Ontology annotation, cellular component: myosin II complex; cytoplasm. The transcript is spliced from 3 exons.